Molecule: messenger RNA, 2940 nt
Organism: Iphiclides podalirius (scarce swallowtail)
Lineage: Eukaryota; Metazoa; Arthropoda; Insecta; Lepidoptera; Papilionidae
Source: the annotation of a GenBank genome assembly
AUGCAUUUCCAUUUUGUGUCAAGUGUCUAUGGUACUUAUGGCAAGGUAUUCCUAGUUCGGAAGAGAUGUGGCGUCGACGAGGGCAAACUGUACGCGAUGAAGGUCCUCAAGAAGGCGUCUAUAGUUCAGAAACUGAAGACGGCCGAGCACACGCGGACGGAACGACAGGUGUUAGAGGCGGUUCGAGCCUGCCCUUUCCUGGUGACAUUGCAUUACGCCUUCCAGACUGACGCGAAGCUACACCUAAUAUUAGAUUACGUAGCCGGCGGCGAGCUCUUCACGCAUCUGUACCAGAGGGAGCAUUUCCACGAGAACGAGGUUCGGAUAUACAUCGCCGAGAUCAUCUUGGCGCUGGAGCAGUUGCACAAGCUCGGCAUCAUCUACCGGGACAUCAAGCUGGAGAACAUCCUGCUGGACGCCGAGGGCCACAUAGUGCUGACAGACUUCGGCCUGUCCAAGGAGUUCUGCGGCGGCGAGAGCCGCGCGUACAGCUUCUGCGGCACCAUCGAGUACAUGGCGCCCGAGGUGGUGCGCAGCGGCAGCCAGGGUCACGACAUCGCCGUCGACUGGUGGUCGGUUGGCGUGUUGACUUACGAGCUCCUGACGGGGGCUUCCCCUUUCACCGUCGAGGGCGAGAGGAACACCCAGCAGGAGAUCACCAAGCGCAUCGUCCGCUGCAGCUACCCAGUGCCCAAUGACGUCAGUCCCGAGGUCCAGGAUUUUAUCAAGAAACUCCUAGUAAAGGAUCCUAGACGCCGUCUGGGUGGUGGCGACGGUGAUGCGGAGGAGCUGAAGAAGCAUCCGUUCUUCCAGGAGUUGGACUGGGAGGCGGUGUCGAGGCGGGAGGUUCCCGCUCCGUUCGUGCCCGCGCUUUCACACGCCGCCGACACUUGCAACUUCGCCGACGAGUUCACCAGAAUGCCGCCCACCGACUCGCCUGCCCAAGCGCCGCGUCACCACGACAAGCUGUUCCUGGGUUACUCGUACGUGGCGCCGAGCAUCCUGUUCUCGGAGAACAUAAUAUCGGACCAGAUAUGGCUGCAGGCCACCGGGCAGAAGCACGACAAGCUGAAGGGCUGGGUGGCGAAGGACUCGCCCUUCUUCCAGAAGUACGCUGUGGACCUCAGCACUCCCCUGUUAGGUGACGGAUCCUACUCCGUGUGCAGAAAGUGCAUACACCGGCAGACAGGGAAGGAGUACGCCGUCAAGAUAAUCUCGUCGCAGAAGAAGGACGUGAAGCAAGAGAUCGAACUGCUCAAGGCGUGCCAGGGGAGCCCCUACAUCAUCACGCUGCACGAAGUCUUCCACGACUCGGCGUUCACGUACAUCGUAAUGGAGCUCGCGUGCGGCGGCGAGCUGAGCGCGCACCUCGCGAGCGGGCUAGGCGAGCGGGUGGCGCGGCGGCUGCUGGCGCAGCUGGCGCUCGCCACGCGGCACAUGCACGCCAGGCGCACCGUGCACAGGGACCUCAAGCCGGAGAACAUUCUGCUCACGUCGCCGCGGCCCGCCGAGGCGCGCGUCAAAGUGGUCGACUUCGGCUUCGCCCGACGCAUGCCCGAGCCGGGGGAUAGGGCUCGAAUGAUGACGCCGUGCUUCAGCCUGCCGUACGCGGCGCCCGAGGUGGUCUCGUGCGCGCGGUCGCCCGCCGCGCCCGGCUACGGGCCCGCCUGCGACCUCUGGAGCCUCGGCGUCAUAUUCUACUGCAUGUUGUGCGGUAAAGCGCCGUUCCAGCCUGUCUCCAAAAAGGAGCCUGUCACCGCUUUCAUGGACAGAAUAAGAACCGGCAACUUCUCUAUGGACGGUCCCUUGUGGGAGGGCGUGUCCAGCGGCAGCAAGAGGAUCGUGGCGGGCCUCCUCUGCUCGGAGUCGUCGCGGCUCAGCGCGCACGAGCUGCUCGCGCGGCUGGCGGACGCGGACGGUGACGUCACCGCCGACGCCGACGCAGACGCCGCCGGCUUCCAGCUAGCGGAUAUGACCAAGGCGGACCUCUACAAGCGCAGGAACAAGAACAGGCAGCGCAAGUCGAGCGCUUCCGAAGCGGGCACCUCCUCCCACAGCGAUCAAACGGACACCGAGCCGAAGGAGACCUCUCUUCUGGAGACGAUAAACAACCUCAAGAGCAGAAUGAACAAGAGCUCGAUAGAGAAUGACGUGGAACUGAUUAGGGCGAACACCCAAGACACGCCCGUCACGGAGGGCAGCGAGCCCAGCUAUACGGACGACACGGAAGACAUACCGUCAGUGAGGCCGGUAGAGAAGACGUACGGAAAGUCCAGGUCGAAACUGGACGACUACAUCUACAUAGAGAGCAGCCAGGGCCUGGACGAGACCGAGGUGGCGUUCCCCAAAGGCAGCCGGAUGAAGAAGGCGAGGGAGCCCGAGUCGCCUGUCCCCAGGAAGAGGAGAAGAAUGGAGACGAGACAGACGCAGAGGGAGGCCGAAGCGAACGGCGACAGCGGCCAGACCGGCGGGAAGGUGCAAACGAAGCGGGGCAAGGGCCGGCCGAGGAAGAAGGCGCCCCAGGAGAAGUCGACCGCGCCGAAGAGGAGCGCCGAGAGGGAGAGGGAGAAGAAGACCAGGGCCACGAAGGAGUCGAUAGAGAACGACAAAACGGCCACCGUCAGGAGCACCAGGAAGAGGAGGCACGAGGAGGCGUCGAAGCCGGUGCUCAGGGAGAAGGGCCAGAACGGGCGGCCCUUGCGGGGGCCCAGCGAGGAGGCGGGCGGCGCGCGCAAGGUGGCCAGGGCGAGGAGGAACCGGGGGCCGCAGGAGGAGCGGCGGCAGGAGGAGCCCGAGCAGAACAUGCGCAUGACGCGCUCGCGCCGGAGGCGGCUCGAGAUCAGCCUGUCGCCGUCGCAGGUGCGCGCCGUCGUGACGGGCCUGUCGCUCGAGGCGGAGGGCGCACCCGCCAGGGCCACCCGCUCCAGGGGCAACCGCAGG